Messenger RNA from Polyodon spathula (Mississippi paddlefish), 2594 nucleotides. Its product is annotated as POZ-, AT hook-, and zinc finger-containing protein 1-like. Lineage: Eukaryota; Metazoa; Chordata; Actinopteri; Acipenseriformes; Polyodontidae. Gene Ontology annotation, molecular function: protein binding. The coding region runs from base 124 to 2355 and encodes 743 amino acids. Gene Ontology annotation, biological process: negative regulation of transcription by RNA polymerase II; regulation of immune system process; regulation of cytokine production. The transcript is spliced from 6 exons. The record is from RefSeq and is a predicted model, not a curated record.
UGGGGGGCUGCCAUUUUUCUGCAAACCUUUAUUUUUUUUAGAUGCAAAGAAGCGGGGUUGGUGUCUGACUCUAAUUUAAUUUGUAUUUUUUUUUUUUUAGCGAGGACUCUUUGCACGAAUGCCAUGGAGCGCAUUUCGGAGCAGCCGUGGAAUUCCUCGUACACCUACCAGGUGAGUAAACACAGCGACGAGAUGCUUCACAACCUCAACGACCAGAGGAAAAAUGGAGGAAGGUUUUGCGAUGUUAUCCUGCGGGUCGGGGAAGACAGCUUCCCGGCUCACAAAGCCGUGCUGGCGGCCUGCAGCGAGUACUUCGAGUCGGUCUUCAGCUGUCAGGCGGAAGGGGGCGGCGAGACCAAAGAGCUGGAGAUGCACACGAUCAGCGGCAAAGUUUUUAAGGACAUUUUAGACUUCGCGUACACUUCGAAGAUUGUCGUCAGACUCGAGUGCUUCCCCGAGCUAAUGACAGCCGCCAAGUUUCUCCUGAUGAGGUCCGUGAUUCGGAUAUGCCAGGAGGUUAUCAAGCAAUCCAAUGUCCAGAUCCUGGUCCCGCCGGCUAGGGGUGAUCUGGCUCUGUUCCGAACCGGAGCGCCCGAUCUGGGGUUUCCAUCGGACAUGGCAAAUGGGUCCGGUUUGGUGGGGUCCCUGUUCGGGACCAAUGAACAGGCGCUCGACAGCGACGUUAACACCCAAGCGACGGGUGGCCUUUCCUUGACAGACAGCAGCCCAUCUGCGAUUCCUGCGGGUCUGCAGACGGUAGGACGGCUGCCCGUGAAGCCCACACAGCUGUCCCCGCUGCUUGCUGUGGCGAAUCCGUUUCAAAACGUGGCGAGCGGCGCCGCUCAGGUUGGAGCGGGAGGGAAGCGGGGCAGAGGGCGGCCCAAGAAAGCCCCGGCGGUGGAUCCCAUGCUCUUCGCCGGCCCGGCCGUUGCAAAGGAGCUGGGAAUCUUCCCCUGCGGACUGUGCGGAAAGAUUUUCAGCGACGGCGUUCGGCUCAGGAACCACGAAGCCCAGCACAGCGCGCCCAGCAUCAGUCUUCACAGCAUGGGCAACUCCGAAAACGGGGUUCCGAUCCACAUCGGGGUCGCAGACGGCACUCGGAAGCGGGAGAGGACCAGGAGGCACGUCGGGUGCGACAUUUGCGGAAAGGUGUUUCGGGACGUUUAUCACCUCAACCGGCACAAGCUCUCUCACUCCGGGGAGAAGCCCUACGCCUGUCCGGUGUGCGGGCUGCGUUUUAAGAGGAAGGACCGGAUGUCUUACCACGUUCGGUCUCACGACGGCUCGGUCGGGAAGCCCUACGUGUGUCAGACCUGCGGAAAAGGUUUCUCCAGGCCGGACCACCUAAACGGACACAUCAAGCAGGUGCACACCUCGGAGAGGCCCCACAAGUGUCAGACCUGCAAUGCCUCCUUUGCCACACGAGACAGGCUGCGCUCCCACCUGGCGAGCCAUGAGGAUAAAAUCCCAUGCCAGGUGUGUGGCAAGUUCCUGCGGGCCGCCUACAUGACGGACCACCUAAAGAAGCACAGCGAGGGUCCACACAACUACUGCAGCAUUUGCAACAAAGGUUUCUCCACUGCUUCCUACCUAAAGGUCCAUGUAAAAAGCCACCACGGGGCCGCCCUCCCCGACAGCCCCCCCUUUACUGAGCAGAGGGAUCAGCCCCAGAACGGGGGCGCGGGCUUCCACACGGGCAGGACUUGUGCUGUCGAAGACGUUUGUGCCAGUCAGAGGCUGCUGGUCAGUUUCCCUGAAGCAGAGGUGCGUUUCCGAGGGCUGCCUGCCGCGGCCCCUCCCACGCUGCCCUUCUGCCCUCCUCCCAUUGGCUUCCAGCCCGAGGUGUUGCUGGGGAAACCUGGCUCUCAGUAUUUUUGGGAGUGCCGGGCGUCCGGCCUGCCUGGGUGUCACGCAGAUGGACAAGAGGACCUGCAGAAAUGCCCCCACCAAGACCCACAGGACAGCUCAGACAACUCCUUCGGGGAACUGUCUGACGGGAGCGAUGUCAAGUCUCACCACAAGGUGGAGGAAGAGAGCGUCUCGUUCCAGUGCGAGGCGGGAGGAGGGUGCGAGGCCGGGGGUGACGGCAAGUCGAGAAACGAGACUGAAAGAAAACACACCUGCCCGGACUGCGGCAGCAGCUUCCGUUCCAGGUCCCACCUGAACAAGCACGUGCAGAGGGCUCACUGCCCCCAGAAGGGCAUGCAAGCGCUAGGGGAACUGGCCCCCUUCUCCCCACAACAGAACAUGUCCCUCCUUGAGUCUUUCGGCUUCCAGAUCGUCCAGUCCGCUUUCGCAUCCUCGCUUACCGAUCCCGAGGCUGGGCACAGCGGGAUUAACAUGGGGGGCAAGUGACUCCCCGAGACUGCCCCCCCCCCCCCCCCCCCCCCAUUUCACUGAGCUAAACUGAGAGGGGGCAUCGGUACCACUGCACCAUUUAGCUGUGCUGAUCCUGCGGGUGAUUCCCAGCGAUUUGAGAGGAGAGGUCCAUGCAGAACUGGCUAGAAGAGUUCAAGGGAGGCUGUGUUUAGAUCCUUUAAAACAGCCCCCUUUGAGAUGGAGAGAGAGGUGUGGGGUGGCAAUGACCUCCCAAG